Messenger RNA from Thermothielavioides terrestris NRRL 8126, 1566 nucleotides. RefSeq lists its product as uncharacterized. The transcript has 4 exons. The record is from RefSeq and is a predicted model, not a curated record. Gene Ontology annotation, cellular component: cytoplasm; nucleus. Gene Ontology annotation, molecular function: mRNA binding. NCBI's taxonomy places the organism in Eukaryota, Fungi, Ascomycota, Sordariomycetes, Sordariales, Chaetomiaceae. The coding region runs from base 1 to 1566 and encodes 521 amino acids.
AUGCAUCGGCAUCAGCAUCGCAGCCAGAACUUGAUCACGUUUACAGUGAAACCCGGGAGCGAGACGGGACUGUACUAUAUUACAGUUGCCAACCUCGCUCACAGCACGACAUGGCGGGAUCUCAAGGCCUUUGCGGCGCAAGCCUGCGAGGUUGACCAUGCCGAGGUCUACCCGCCUACCUCUGGCUUCGUUCGACACCUCGACGGCAACACUCUCGAGUACCGCGCUCUUCAAGCUGAUGGCAGGAACGUAAACCAAGAUACUGUUGUCAAGCUUCCGCCUACCGAUUACCACGCAGCCAGAAUUCUUCGAGGCGACACAGGCAGGAUAUUCAGCGAGGACGGCUCUCCGAUUCUAGGGCCCAGCGCUGCAACGGGAGCGCCUCCCGCCGGAGCAGGGGCUGUCGCGGGAAGCCCUCCCAGUUUGGAUUACCAGGGCAGCGCGAGCCCGGCCUUCAGCCUGACGCCGCCAGCGGACUCGCAUUGGGCUUACAUUGCGUCCGCCUCGUAUGUCCCUUCGGAAGGCUAUCAAGCGGCGACUGUUGGCGCAACUCCCCCGCCGCCUGGCUCCGUGCCGUUCGAGAUGAUGACUGGUCCGGCCCAUGCUUUUCCCCAUCGGAUUCUAAGCAGCGCCCAACUUCCUGGUCCACCGCCCGUGGGAUACCAGGCACUAGCCGCGCAAGCCCCAUUUGGGAGCUCUCCUGCAUACUACUCGGGAGGAGGAGGGUACGACGUUGGCGGACACGCCUACCCGGGAUACAUCCCGCCAACAGGGCAUGAGGGCAGCCGUGCGUAUGCCGCGGGUUACAGCGGCAUCUGGCCGUCGCCCGAGCCAGCCCAACCACCGGCGCUGCCACCACUCCCCCCACCACCACCAUCAACAUCAACAUCAACAGGCGGACCAGGCCCGAUCCUGCACAGCGCCAGCGACCGGCCCGCCGUCGUCAUCGAGCAGCGCAAGAUCAUCAUCCGCUACCUCGCGCGCGACGGGCUCUCCGAGUCGGUCGUCGCGGGCCUCGUCGCCAGCCACACGGGGCUCGGCGCGCGCCCGGGCGAGAUCGAGCGCGUCGAGCUGCCCAUCAACAAGGACGGCCGCGCGCGCGGCACCGCCUUCGUCACCUUCGCCGCGCCCGCGCUCGCCAGCGCCGCCGUCGCCGCCCUCGACGGCCGCGAGGUCGCUGGCAGAAAGCUCUCGGCCCGCCUGGCCGAGGGCGUGCCGCCCGCCGGGGCCGGCGGUGGCAGCAGCAGCAGGGGGCAGGGUACCAGUGGCGGUGGCGGUGGCGGUGGUGGUGGGGGCAAGGCGUCGUCGAGAUCCGGGAGUGGUGGUGGUGGUGGUGCUGCUGCGGCGACGUCGCAGCCAGCAUAUGCUUCCGGUUCGUCGGGAUCCGGUUCCGGCUCGGCUGCCGCGGGCAACGGAGGAGGAGGCCAGAAGUCGCGGAAGGAGGAGCCGCCGGUCAUCGUGGACGGGAGCGGAGGGCGGUGGAAGAAGGGGCUCGCGCCCGUCGUGGUGGAUGGCAGCGCGGGCAAGAAGGGGAAUAACGGUGGGCAGCGGGGUGCGAGGCACUGA